Messenger RNA from Saxophila tyrrhenica, 2715 nucleotides. Its product is annotated as bifunctional hydroxyacyl-CoA dehydrogenase/enoyl-CoA hydratase fox2. The record is from RefSeq and is a predicted model, not a curated record. NCBI's taxonomy places the organism in Eukaryota, Fungi, Ascomycota, Dothideomycetes, Mycosphaerellales, Extremaceae. The coding region runs from base 1 to 2715 and encodes 904 amino acids. The transcript has 3 exons.
AUGGCUGGAGAACAACUGAGAUACGACGGUCAAACCGUUGUAGUUACAGGAGCUGGCGGCGGACUCGGAAAGGCUUACGCCGUCUUCUUUGCUUCGAGAGGAGCCAAUGUCGUGGUCAACGAUCUCGGUGGCUCCUUCAAUGGAGUGGGUGGAAGCUCGAGUAUGGCCGACCAAGUGGUCAAGGAGAUCACCCAAGCAGGAGGGAAAGCGGUAGCCAACUACGACGAUGUGGUCAACGGCGAAUCCAUCAUCAAGACCGCGAUCGAUAACUUCGGACGCAUCGAUAUCCUGAUCAACAACGCUGGUAUCCUGCGGGACAUUAGCUUCAAGAACAUGAAGGACCAGGAUUGGGAUCUGAUUAUGAAAGUGCAUGUCAUUGGAGCAUACAAGUGCGCGAGAGCAGCAUGGCCACAUAUGCGAAAGCAGAAGUACGGUCGGGUCAUUAACACAUCGUCGGCUGCAGGAUUGUUUGGCAACUUCGGACAAUGCAAUUACUCUGCUGCUAAGCUCUCGCAAGUCGGCUUUACGGAGACGCUGGCGAAGGAGGGCAGGAAGUACAACAUUCUCUGUAAUGUGAUUGCGCCCAUCGCAGGAUCGAGGUUGACGGCAACCGUGAUGCCGCCUGAGGUGCUGGAGGUGCUGAAGCCGGACUAUGUGGUGCCGCUGGUGGCAGUUCUCGUACAUCCGUCGAACGACGAGAGCGGAGCGAUCUUCGAAGUUGGCGGUGGUCACGUUGCGAAAAUGAGAUGGGAACGUGCAAAGGGCGCGUUGCUUCGCGCUGACGACUCUUUCACACCAGGAGCCCUUCUCAAGAAGUGGGACAAUGUCAGCGACUUCUCCGAGCCAUCCCACCCGGAAGGCCCGGCCAACUUCAUGGAGCUGCUGGAGGACGCCCAAAAGCUGCCAAAGAACCCACCGUCAGAAGACAUCAGCUUCAAGGACAGAGUUGUCCUGAUCACUGGCGGUGGAGCUGGUCUUGGUCGCAUCUACUGCCUGCAGUUCGCCAAGUACGGUGCAAAGGUGGUUGUGAACGACCUGGCGGAUCCCGAGCCAGCGGUGCAGGAGAUCAAGAAGAGCGGCGGGGAGGCCUUUGGCGUCAAGGCCAGCGCAGAGGAAGGCGAUGCUGUUGUCAAGGCCAUCAUUGACAAGUAUGGCCGCAUCGACGUGAUCGUCAACAACGCCGGCAUCCUGCGUGACAAGUCGUUCCAGAACAUGGAUGACAACCUUUUCAACACUGUCUUCAAUGUCCACCUCCGCGGCACCUACAAGAUCAGCAAGGCUGCCUGGCCAUACAUGCUCAAGCAGAAGUAUGGCCGCAUCGUCAACACCACUUCUACGUCCGGCAUCUACGGCAACUUUGGCCAGGCCAACUAUGCGGCAGCCAAGUGCGGCAUCCUGGGCUUCUCUCGAGCGCUCGCUCGCGAAGGACAGAAGUACAACAUCUACGUCAACACCAUCGCGCCAAAUGCUGGCACCAACAUGACUCGCUCCAUCAUGCCCGAGGAGAUGGUUCAGGCGUUCAAGCCCGACUAUGUCGCUCCGAUCGUCCUGCUCAUGUGUUCCGACAAGAUGCCACAGCCAGCCACUGGACGUUUGUUCGAGUCUGGAUCUGGAUGGGCUGCUGAGACCAGGUGGCAGCGCACGGGUGGUGCACUGUUCAACGCCGAUGCUUCGAUGACCCCAGAAGCGGUGAAGUCGAAGUGGAACGCCAUUGUCGACUUUGAUGACGGCCGGGCUGAUCACCCCGAGUCUUCGCAGGAAGCACAAAAUAAGAUCAUGGCUAAUCUGGUCAAGAAAGAGAAAGCUAGCAAGAAGUCUUCCGGUGAGGACGGCAAGCAGUAUCUGGAGGCCAUCGAGAAGGCGAAGCAGGCAAAGGCCGAGGGCUCUGAAUUUGCUUACGACGAGAGAGAUGUCAUACUUUACAAUCUCGGCGUUGGAGCAAAGCGAAAAGACCUCCCACUCGUCUUUGAGAACGAUGAGAAGUUCCAGGUCCUUCCUACCUUCGGUGUCAUCCCACCCUUCAAUGCCGUGGCACCCUUCAGCAUGGCUGACCUCGUUCCCAACUUCAACCCCAUGAUGCUGCUGCACGGCGAACAGUACCUCGAGAUCCGCUCCUCACCUAUCCCUACCGAAGCUGUGCUAGAGACGUUCCCCAAGCUCGUCGAGGUCGUGGACAAGGGCAACGCAGGCAUCAUCGUCACCGGCCAGACCACCAAGGAUAAGAAGACUGGCAAGGAACUCUUCUACAACGAGUCGACCGUCUUCAUCCGCGGUGCCGGCGGCUUCGGUGGCGCGAAGAAGGGUGCGGAUCGCGGCGCUGCCUCUCGUGUCUUCAACCCGCCGAAGCGACAGCCUGACAUGGUUGUCGAGGAGAAGACGACCGAGGAGCAGGCGUGUGUCUACCGGCUGUCCGGUGACCGCAACCCGCUGCACGUGGACCCCGAGUUCAGCAAGGUGGGUGGGUUCGAAGUGCCCAUCCUGCACGGCUUGUGCUUCUUCGGCAUUGCUGGGAAGCACGUCUACCAGAACUACGGCAUGUUCAGGAAUAUUAAGGUGCGGUUUGCGGGCACCGUUCUGCCUGGACAGACGCUGGCUACGGAGAUGUGGAAGGAGGGCAACGUCGUCAUCUUACAGGUUAAGGUCCUCGACACUGGAAAAUUGUGCAUUUCGGGAGCUGGAGCAGAGUUGGUGGAUGGUGGGAACUCGAAGCUGUAA